Messenger RNA from Chaetomium fimeti, 1930 nucleotides. Its product is annotated as major facilitator superfamily domain-containing protein. Gene Ontology annotation, biological process: transmembrane transport. The transcript is spliced from 6 exons. Lineage: Eukaryota; Fungi; Ascomycota; Sordariomycetes; Sordariales; Chaetomiaceae. The record is from RefSeq and is a predicted model, not a curated record. The coding region runs from base 104 to 1759 and encodes 551 amino acids. Gene Ontology annotation, molecular function: transmembrane transporter activity.
CUGAGUUCCCGCAGGCCUGCGUCUGUAUCGGCCGGUAGACUCCAACUCCGAGCGGGCCAGAACUUUUUCGAACCUCGAAUUCCAUAUCACACACACCAUAGCCAUGAGAACGCGGAGGAACCGUGCCAUGGCCGCCGCGGAGCCUCCCCCAUAUCCCGGGAGACAGCUGCUCAUCCUCGCGCUUUGUCGGAUAUGCGAGCCAAUUGCAUUCAUGUCCAUCUUCCCAUACAUCUAUCACAUGGUUAAAGACUUCAACUUGACCGAUGAUGAGAGCCAGAUCUCUUUUUACGCCGGAAUGGUGACGUCAGCUUUUACCUUUGCCGAGUUCUCGACUAGCGUCUUCUGGGGAAGACUUAGUGAUAAGAUCGGACGGAAACCCGUGCUACUCAUGGGAAUGGCUGGGACGGGCAUGAGCGUGCUCGCCUUUGGCUUCGCCCCGAAUCUGCAGGUCGCCCUGUUUGCUCGUGCACUGGGAGGAUUCUUGAACGGCAACAUCGGGGUACUGCAGACGACGGUUGGAGAACUGAUUACUGUCAAGGAACAUCAACCUCGGGCGUAUUCGGUAAUGCCGUUGGUCUGGUGUGUAGGUUCGAUUGUUGGUCCCAUGAUCGGAGGUGCACUUGCGAAGCCAGUCGACACUCUACCUUCGGUCUUCGCGCCGGGCAGCAUUUGGGACCGCUUCCCAUACCUGCUGCCUAACCUGUUCAGCGCCAUCUGCGUCUCGGUCGGCGUCGUCAUUGGCCUCCUAUUUUUGGAGGAGACGCAUGCGGAGAAGAAGAAGGGCCGCGAUCGUGGAGUGGAGUUUGGGAACUAUCUCCUCACCUACCUGCCGGGGAGAAGCGCGAAGUCCAAGGGCAAGUUGCCAGCCAAGAAUUCUGAGGAGCAACCUCUCUUGUUCGAGACGGAGGAGUCAUUGCCUGGAUAUCUCACCAACGGGGACUCGGUUUCCGAACAGGAACCGGUCGGCUUUGAGGAGGCAUGCGGCGGCCCGGCACCGAAACAGGACGGCAGGCCUGCGGCGAGAAUAUUUACCAGGCCGGUAAUUACCAUCAUCGCCUCGUAUGGCAUCCUCGCAUUCCACACCAUGGUGUUCGACUCCCUGCUUCCGGUAUUCCUCAGCACGAACCCGCCCGAUCACAAGAUGCCGACUUCCCUUCCGUUCAAGUUCGCCGACGGCUUCGGCAUGGAUACCCGGACGAUUGGCGUCAUCCUGUCGGUACAAGGCAUUUACUCGAUGGCGUCGACUCACUUCCUCUUCCCGCUCAUUACCCACAGGUUGGGCCCACUCCGACUCUUCAAGCUCAUGUCCAUCCUCUACCCGCUUUUGUACUUUUUCACGCCGUACAUCGUCCUCCUCCCGGAGAACCUCCGCAUGGCUAGCGUCUACUUCAUCGUGGUGUGGAAGUGCACGUUUUCGACACUGGCGUACCCGAGCAACGCCAUCCUCAUUACCAACUCGGCACCGACUACGCUGACCCUAGGCACGAUCAACGGAGCGGCCGCCUCGACGGCCAGUUUGUGCCGCGCGCUGGGGCCCAUCAUCUCGGGGCUCUUGUAUUCCAUGGGGUGGGAAAACGGGUACUCCGGGCUGUCCUGGUGGGUUACCGGCUUGAUAACAAUUGGCGGCGCCUAUGUGGGUCUGAAGAUCACGGAACCCCGGGGGAGGAUGGACGAGAAGCUCGACAUCGAGGCGGCCCCCGCGCCUCAGGGGGUCUGGGAUGCGGCGGGGACGAGCGGCAGGCAGGCGCAGGAGAGCUGAACUCGGUGCGUGGGCUUUUUUCACGCCAACGAAUUUUCUUCGGACGACGGAAUCGACAUGGCCACAGAUGCCCUCGAGGGCUAUCCCGCGCCGCCCAACCCUUAGAUGGGCGGCUGUUGCCGACGGCGUUUUGCAUGCGGGUUUUUACGAGCGACUACAUUUCUCUGGUCA